AUGGUUAGCAAUGUCAACUUCGAGGGCUACAUGAUUGCACUGGGUAUCAGCCCUUCCUUACGGAAAAUUGCACUGAGGUUGAAACAGAGGAAAGUGAUUGAGCACGACAUUUUCAAAACCUUCAGCACCUUCCGGACUUACACCCUUCCCUUCAAAGUGGAUGAGGAGUUUGAUGAAUUUACCCAGGGAGUGGACAACAGACAUGUCAAGUCAUUGGUUAAGUGGGAUGGUAACAAGUUAGUUUGUGAUCAGAUUGGAGAGAAAAAGAACCGGGGCUGGACUCACUGGAUUGAAGCGGAUACACUGCAUCUGGAACUGUACUGUGAGGGACAGGUCUGCAAGAAAACGUUUAAGAAAAAUGUGAAUGAAUGAAGAUCAAUCAAUCAAUAAAUCAAUCAAUCAAGUUGUAUUUUAUAGCGCUUUUGUAGCUGCAACAGCCACUCAAAGCACUUUACAGUGAAAGCUUGCAGAAGAAGUUUGAUAAAGACAGAUAUGAUGUUUUUAGUCCAAUACUCUGAACCCUGAGUAAAGCGACUAGGCUAAACAACAACUCUGGGAUCGAUAACAUGAUUUGACUUCUGAACAUCCAGUCACCAUGAGGAAAGUCCAAAUUGCACUACAGAACAGGCCAAUGGUAUAUGGAUUUAAACCAAUAAGUGACACUACUGACUAUAUUUCAGCAAGAUUCUGGUGUUGCUUGAGGUUCAGAGCAGAAGAAUGACACUCAAAAUUCACAAGCUGAAACCCCAGAUGUAAUUCACAUAAAAGUCUUCCAUGGGCUCUUUGAUGUUUAUAAAAUCUUGUUGCUUAGUUUUCAGAGAAAAUUAAGUCUCUUAUUUUUCUUCUUUUUUUCACGCCGUGGCUUGUGCUGUCCAUUUGACCUCUGUAAGCAUUUUCUGAAAGCAAAUGCCUCACCUGUAGUGAAAUGUGUAUAUGUCCAGCAAUUUUGAGAAAGGAUUUUAUGAGCUAUUUGGAAGUU
This is a messenger RNA of Lampris incognitus (smalleye Pacific opah), 979 nucleotides long. RefSeq names its product retinol binding protein 7a, cellular (gene rbp7a). Gene Ontology annotation, cellular component: nucleus; cytosol. The record is from RefSeq and is a predicted model, not a curated record. Gene Ontology annotation, molecular function: fatty acid binding. Gene Ontology annotation, biological process: fatty acid transport. NCBI's taxonomy places the organism in Eukaryota, Metazoa, Chordata, Actinopteri, Lampriformes, Lampridae.